Messenger RNA from Pseudogymnoascus verrucosus, 1898 nucleotides. RefSeq lists its product as uncharacterized. The record is from RefSeq and is a predicted model, not a curated record. The transcript has 8 exons. Gene Ontology annotation, molecular function: FAD binding. Bases 1 to 1842 code for a protein of 613 amino acids. NCBI's taxonomy places the organism in Eukaryota, Fungi, Ascomycota, Leotiomycetes, Thelebolales, Thelebolaceae.
AUGGAAGAAGCAACUAUAUUGAUUAUUGGGGCUGGACCAAGUGGUCUUGCUCUGGGGACACUUCUUGCUCGUAUGAAUCUCAAGGUCGUCAUUUUGGAGAAAGAUAUAGAAAUCUGUGAAGAUCCUCGCGGCAUUGUUAUAAAUGGAGAUGCAGUUCGCAUCUCAUACCAAAUUGGCAUUGGUGAAGGACUGACGACGAGAAUUGGCAAGGAUAUUGGUGUUCUUCACUUUCAUAGUGGCAACUUCAGGCAACGCACGUUCAUGAACUAUGACUUGACAAUCGACUGGGCCGAACAAGGAGUUUCCAACAACAUCGCCCAGUUUCAGCCAAAUUUCGAGCGAGAGAUCAGAAGUGUGAUCAAAGACCUACCAUGUUGCGAUCUUAGACCAGGUUGCGAAGUCAUAAGCAGGGACGAAGGUAAAGACACCACCGUGGUUGAGUACAUAACACAAGAUGGAAGUAAGAAAUCUAUCAAGACGUCGUGGCUCGUUGGGGCAGAUGGAAAGCGCGGUGUGGUAAGGAAGAAGUUCCUGGAACCGGAAGGCAUCAAACAAAUUGAUCGCCUGUGGACCUAUGUUGGAACAUGGGUCGCGGCGAACCUCAAAAUAACAACACCAACACCGAAGACGCACCCAGAUUUUCCGCUAUGGCAGCUUGGAUAUACACCAGAGCAAGUGCAUGAUAUAUUUUGGCCAAGCGGCUUCCACUUCUGCAAUAAUCCUAAGAGACCGGCAGUUAGUGGAAGAUUCGGACCGGCUGGGGCUCAGUUCUGGAGGCACGAAUUCUCAAUUGAGCCUAACGAUAAUCUAGAUAACAUAGAAGAUAAUUUUUGGAAGCAAUUCGGCACGUGGAUGAUAGUGCCAGGGUCAAAAUUUUCACAGAAACUUGGAGAUACUACAAUCGAAUUUCCCAGGGAUUGUAUAGACCUCAUCCGCUGCCGGCCAUUUCAAUUUGCUUCAAAAGUCGUCAAUAGGUGGUAUUGUCGGAAAACUAUGUUGAUCGGCGACGCUGCUCACGUCUUCCCACCAUUUGGUGGCCAAGGGAUUGCCACUGGUAUACGAGACGCCCAAGCCUUGAGUUGGCGACUUGCCAUCAUGUCCAACCUGCAGGUUUCUCGUGAAACACGGGAACGGAUCCUCACAGGGUGGAGUCAAGAGAGACUCCACGCCUGGGAUGCGGCCACUUUAUCAACAAAAUUGAAUGGUAGCAUUGUCAACCAACGUUCAUUAAUCAAAGGACUUUUUUACCGGUUUUUUAUGCGAAUCCUGUGGUCUGUACCUGGGUUUGCGCAUUUCCGCACGAAGGCGGCAUUCCGAGACAAGCUCAUAUAUAAUACUCAGAGUUGCCCUGGUGGCUUCUUCCUGGAAUCUGCAGGAGGUGGCCGCAAGGUCGCGCAGAUCUGGGUUCGAAGACCAGGACCAGGCCAUAAACCGACGCUUUCCGACAGGGUUUUUCUUCGCAACCUAUCUCAUCUUUCGAUUCUAGUCCUUGUCAGAAAGCCUGAAGAUAUUGAUCCUGCCGGAAUCGAAGAGGUGCUGCAAGUGUCAAAAUUAUCCGAGCAAGUCUUGACUAUGCAGGAUAUUACAUACUUAUACCUAAACAGCACUCAACAGCCUCUGUACGAGAAUGAUGAACAUAUAUACUACCCGUGCAAGGUAGAUGAGUUGACUGUUGAAGGGAUAACACCAAUUAGGGGCUACCACGAAACCGCUCUGCAAAAUCGGUUGCAUAAGUCGGCGAAAUACAUUUUGCUGCGUCCAGACUUUUUCAUCCAUUCUGUUACACCGGAUCUAGGAGGGUUACUGGCAAAUUUGAAGAAGGUUCGGGAAUACUUUGAUUAAGCGCAAUAAAGUGUGGAUACAUUCUUGGCCACAAUUGUAAAUUAACUAAAUAGGAG